CACGGCACCACCCCACUCCACUCCACCUCCUCUCCCUCCCUGCAACUUCAAUGGCAGACCCCUUCAUGUAUAACUUCUUCGACCAAAGCCAACCUUGUGCGGCCAAACCCACCAAGCAUGCAGCUCCGUCCACCACCUCAGCUCCGCGACGUUUUUCUUGCCUCUACUGUCCCAGGGAGUUUGACACCUGUCAAGCUCUCGGGGGCCAUCAGAAUGCUCACAAGCGCGAGCGAGCAGCUGCUCGGCAAAACUUUCCUGCCCCCAACCAGCAGCAAUACCACCCACUUCCUCAGUUCCCCGCUUAUCAACAGCAACAACCCACCUCAUCGAUACCAUUUCCCCACUUUCCGGGCAUGUACCAUACCGUCAGUGCAGCCUUGCUUGUUGAGAAGUGGCUGGAGCCCAUCCAGCCGCAGCCGCAGCCACAUCACCAAGACCUGAACCUUGCCUCCAGCUCGGUCCCUCCGAGCUUUCUGGGCGUUUCGACUGCUGAUGCUCUACCCACUACCACUGAUGUGGAUGAUUCUAUGGAUCUCACCCUCCGCCUGUGAAGGGACUGAAUGGUGAUGAAGAUAUAUAUAUAUAUAUAUAUAUAUAUAUAAAUGGUGGUUUUAUUAAUAAAAUGGGUUUUUGGUUUAAUGUUUGAUUAAUAUCUCUCUAAUGUUUUCUGGGUAGGAGCAUAUUCCAUUAAAUAAAGAAUAUUUUGCUGA
This is a messenger RNA of Rubroshorea leprosula, 710 nucleotides long. NCBI's taxonomy places the organism in Eukaryota, Viridiplantae, Streptophyta, Magnoliopsida, Malvales, Dipterocarpaceae. The record is from the annotation of a GenBank genome assembly.